CAUCGUAACUUGUUUCUAUGGCAACCCAUUUCCUAAUUUAACCAUAUAUGAACACCCCCCCCCCCCCCGGUUCUCCCUCCAUCUACCCCACACCCAAAAAAAUUCUCCAGCCUCAACAGAAGGUAGCCAUGGCAGUUUUCUUCAAUGCCCAUUUUUUAUUCAGUUUCUUGAUCAUAUCCUGCUUUUUUCCAAGACAAAUACAUGGGUCAAAGUCACUAUUCCAUCUACAAGAUGUUUUACCAGUGUUACCUGGACACGUGUCAUGGCCCCUAGUCAACUCCCUCUACAGUGCUGUUGACCUUUUACCCUCUUUUGUUGGGGCUGCAAAUAAUAAUAAUACACUUCAAUGGAAAGGUGCUUGCUUUUAUGAAAAUACUGCUUGGUUGGAACUUCAUCACAAUACUGCAAGUAGGUUUGGUGGUGGCACUCUUCAUAUCAAGGUCAGCAAUGCUCACAGUUACACAUGUAUGGACCUUUACAUCUUUGCAACCCCAUAUCGCGUGAAAUGGGAUUACUACGUUUUAUCUCGUGAACACACUCUUCAAAUCAGUGAGUGGGAGUCUCAAGCCGAGUUAGAAUAUGUGAAACGUAAUGGAGUCUCAAUUUUUCUUAUGCAAGCAGGAAUGUUGGGAACCCUUUCAGCACUAUGGGAUGUUUUCCCUUUGCUCACAAACACUGGAUGGGGUGAAAAUUCAAAUAUCGGAUUUCUGAAAAAACACAUGGGUGCUUCAUUUGACCAACGUCCUCAACCAUGGGUCAGCAACCUUACCACUGAAGACAUACAUUCUGGAGACUUUCUUGCAAUAUCAAAAAUUAGAGGUCGUUGGGGUGCUUUUGAGACGUUAGAAAAAUGGGUAUCUGGAGCUUAUGCUGGCCAUUCUGCUGUUUGCUUGAGGGAUGCUCAAGGAAAGUUGUGGGUUGGAGAAUCUGGACAUGAGAAUGAUAAGGGAGAAGAUAUAAUUGCUAUUUUGCCCUGGGAGGAAUGGUGGGAGUUUGAGCUGAAAAAAGAUGAUUCUAAUCCACAUAUUGCAUUGCUCCCUUUGCACCCUGAUCUCCGUGCCAAGUUUAAUGAGACUGCUGCUUGGGAAUAUGCACAAAGCAUGGCAGGCAAACCAUAUGGUUACCACAACUUAAUAUUUAGCUGGAUAGACACAAUUGACGGAAAUUAUCCCUCUCCCUUGGAUGCUCAUCUGGUUGCUUCUGUCAUGACUGUUUGGAAUCACUUACAGCCCGCAUAUGCAGCUAACAUGUGGAAUGAAGCCUUAAACAAGCGACUUGGAACUCAGGGCCUUGGUCUUCCUGAUGUUCUUGUCGAAGUUGAAAAGCGUGGGUCAUCUUUUGCCAAAUUGUUGACUAUCCCAGAACAGGAUGACUGGGUUUAUAGUGAUGGGAAAUCAACUUCUUGUGUUUCUUUCAUUCUUGAAAUGUAUAAAGAAGCAGGACUAUUUGGUCCACUUGCAAGUUCGAUUCAGGUUACAGAAUUCACGAUAAAAGAUGCUUACUCGCUUAAGUUUUUUGAAAACAAUACGAAUCGGUUGCCUAAGUGGUGCAAUGCGGAUGACACAGUGGAGCUUCCUUUCUGUCAAAUUAAAGGGAAGUACCGGAUGGAAUUGCCUGGAUACAAUACAAUGGAUAUUUACGCCCAUAUGAAUGAAAAGUGCCCAUCUAUGCCUCCACAAUAUUACAGGCCACAAAGUUGUUGACAUGGCCAGCUUUCUUGCUGUGGUUUAAGGUACAAGUACUUACAAGGAUGGUCUUCCAAUGCUAGAUUGGCGUGACAAGGACGUAGUUUGUAUUUUUUGAGUUAGCUUUAUAUUGAAAGAGCUUGGAAAUUUUUUUUCCUAGAAAACGUGUAUGUCAAAGCAGACUUAGAAUUAAAGUGUAAAUAUUAGUAGUAGUUUUGUUGAUUUGUUCUGUCUGCAAAACUUUGUAGAUCCUGAAACAAUCUUUUACUGUUGGUCAACAUCUGUAGUGUUGUAGCCUCUUUUCUGAUGUAAUUUGUAGAAUCUUUUGCUCGAGCAGUUAAUAUUACCAAAAAUCUGUUCUUUUC
Molecule: messenger RNA, 2050 nt
Organism: Lycium ferocissimum
Lineage: Eukaryota; Viridiplantae; Streptophyta; Magnoliopsida; Solanales; Solanaceae
Exons: 7
Coding region: 48-1703 (551 amino acids)
Source: RefSeq, a predicted model, not a curated record